AAAAGGCUUAACUUGCUGUUCUUCGAUGUUACUGACGUUUGUUAUGUUUUCCUGGUAACUUUUGAAGUUGAUAUUUGGAAUCUCAAAAGCGUUAUGAUUUAAUGUUUGGAAGUAUCAGACCUGUUUUUGCUGAUGAGAAAGCAAUGCCAGGUUCUGUGAAUCCACCUGAAGAGAGGAUGGAUGUUGAUCCUUCUCCACUUCUGAAAAUGCAAACCCAAGCAAAUGGUCUGAUGGGUUUUGAAAAUGGAAGAACUGGACAGAUUUCUGGCUGUAGAAAAUUAAAAAUAAACUUUAAAGAUGCAAAUAACAAACCUUUUAUCGAUGACCUCUGGUUUAAUAAACUCAAACAACUAACGGCUACAAAAUGCAAAGCAGAAAAUGCUGUCUAUUUACAAUCAUUAUCAGAUCUUACUACAAAUCUUGAAGGUGUGGUUCAUCAAGCAGAAGAAUUUUCAAACAAAAUAAAAAGUUUUAUUGCUAACAAGAAUUUCCUUUUCAAAACACCAAUUAACACCUUGAAAGUUCAUCCACAGUUUAAGAAUUCUACAUGUAGGAUACUUAGUGGUAACUCUGCUGGUUCAAAUGGUGUUAGUGAAACUUCUUUAAAUGAUUCGUCAUGUACAGAUGGUUUAGAAAUAGUGAAUAUGGUACCAGCAAGACUUCAAAGGGACCUUCCUCCUACUGGUGAACUUAAAAGAAGGAAUGUACAUGCAGGAUCUAAAGUUUGGGCAAUGAAGACUACUCUUUUAGGUAUAUGGGUGAAAGCAACAGUUUUAUCAGUACGUUCCACUCAAGAACCAACAAUAUAUAAAGUGCGCUUUGAUAAUUUUAAAACUUUGGGACCUAAAGUAUUCAAUGGUAAGAGUCUAGCAUACAUGACACCUUCAGAGGUAUCUGUGCCAGUUGGAACCAGAAUAAUUGCCCGUUACACAGAUGAAGUUAAGUCGAACUUGUAUGCUGGAAUAGUUGCUGAGCCACCUAAAGUUACCAAUCGUGGCAGGUACUUGAUAUUUUUUGAUGAUGGAUAUGCUCAGUAUGUUUAUCAUGAAGACGUGUUUGUUGUGCUUUCUCAAAGUAAUGAUGUAGCUGAUGAUAUCCAUGAGGAUUUAAGAGAUUUUAUGAGAGCUUAUUUAGCUAAAUAUCCUGAGCUUGUCUAUGAUUAG
Molecule: messenger RNA, 1163 nt
Organism: Stegodyphus dumicola
Lineage: Eukaryota; Metazoa; Arthropoda; Arachnida; Araneae; Eresidae
Gene: egg
Product: SET domain bifurcated histone lysine methyltransferase eggless
Biological process (GO): heterochromatin organization; negative regulation of gene expression
Cellular component (GO): nucleus
Molecular function (GO): protein binding; histone H3K9 methyltransferase activity; zinc ion binding
Source: RefSeq, a predicted model, not a curated record